Colletotrichum graminicola M1.001 is the source of this 546-nucleotide messenger RNA. RefSeq lists its product as uncharacterized. The record is from RefSeq and is a predicted model, not a curated record. Bases 1 to 546 code for a protein of 181 amino acids. The transcript has a single exon. NCBI's taxonomy places the organism in Eukaryota, Fungi, Ascomycota, Sordariomycetes, Glomerellales, Glomerellaceae.
AUGGACUACCACUCGGCCGUCCUGGCCCACCCCGAGUUCCUCGCCCUCAUGCAGGACACGACCCGGCUGCCGAGCGACCUCGACACCCUCAAGACGUGGUACUUCACCCGCCUCGCUUCCGACGCCGACCGCCUCGCCCUCCUCGGUGUCUACAACACGCUCGUCUUCGACCUCGGCGUCCACUACCGCAAGGUCCACCUGUGGCUGACGAACCUCAAGCUGCACGCCGGCAUCCAGCAGGCCCUCGAGGCCGAGCCCUCGCGCGUCCCUGAGGCGCGCCGGGCCUGGUUCGCUGAGCACGGGCAAUCUGUCUUCCGCUGCGACCGCUUCGGCCACGACACGCCCGUCUUCCGCUUCGAGGCGCUCGAGAACCGGAAGAAGUGGCCGGCCGAGUGGAAGGGCAUGCGCAAGGAGGACAUCGAGCUGGCCAUCGACGCCACAGAGGGCGGCAUGACCACCGGGUUCCAGAGCGAGGCCGAGUGGGAGCUGUGGCUCGUCGAGAUGGCGCGCCGGUGGAAGAACGGGGAGACCUACCUGCAUUCCUAG